ACGAGUGCUGCCGCGGUGGCCAAUUUGUCGUUCCAGAUUUGUUGAUUUCGGCGGCCAUUUUGUUUUUUCUUAAAUAGGCCCGUAUAUGUUUACUUUAUUUUCUUAUUAAUUAUCAAUAUUUGAGCUUUUUUAUGGUGUUUUUCGUGCUUAGCUUUUAAAUUAACCCUAUGGUUAUCUAUUUCCAGUCAUUUUGUCUUAAUAUUGUUACCAGAUUUCUUUCUCUCUCUUGCCUAGGAACUGUCAAAAUGGUUAAUUUGUUAUUUUAAGAUAUAUUUAUCAUAUUAAGUAACUCAGUUUAUUACAGGUGAGAUUUCCUUCAGUAACCUGCUUUUUUUCCCAUCAAAAUACCCCCAUUUGUUUGUAAAAUAUCAAUUAUGGGGUAUGGCUUGGGACCCUUUUUCUGAAGAAAUUACCAGUAUUAUUGGUUAUCAGUUGGAUUUUCUUCAUCGUGAACUAUGAAGGCUAGAAUGAGAACAUUUCGGCUGUCCCCACUGUCAACUGUAAUAUGCUGCGUUUUUUAGAGAGAUUUUGAGAGAGAUGAAAGUUUUUAUCGGUGGCCAGAUAUCCAUGAUCAACCAGCUGAUUCAUGUGAUUUUGAACCAGAUUUCAACCAAACUGUACCCCAAUUCCUGCAAAGUGCUCUUGAAAGUUUUUCUCUCUUAGAGCAAAAUACUGGACUGUCUAGUGAAAUCAUGAAAUCAGCUAAUGACCGUCUUGACAAAAUGAAGAAGGAUAAAAGAGCAGUGAAAAGAAACAAAGAAUGUUUAGAUGAAGCUUGGUUAGAAAUGGAACAAGAGGUCUUCUCUGCAUUUGUUUGUUCAAAAGCCUGUUUGAAAAAAGAAUGUGAAUCCUGCUUUGAGAAACACGAAAUCCUGAUUAAGUGUUAUCACUGUAAAAAGCAUUUAUGUGCUCGAUGUGAUUUAGUUCCUCACUUAAAUAGUCCUUUUCAUCAAAGAACAGUUUUUUUUUAUUGAUUUCACAUCAAAACAUCUGUUGUCUCAUGAAUUUAUAGAUCCCAAAAGUGGAGUUGUUUUUCAGAAAGAAAUAGCUGUUCCUGUUUUUAGUCGAAAUUCCUGCAAAAAUUGUAAUCAGACUGGAACUGUUUCCUCCCUAGCGGGAUCUAAACCAUGUAUUGUGGUCACUAUGGAUGGAAGAUUUGAUUUGUACGAAUCAGUAUUUCAGUGUAAAAGUUGUGAUUCAAUUUACCCUGCAGAAAUUCAAGACUACAUUGCGUCUGGUUACUUUCCUGGAAACCCCAAAAGAACGAAUUUUUUUAUUUCUUCUGAUCUCUCAGAGUUUUGGUUUCAUCUCAAGUAUUUAACACCUGGUACCUCCGAACAAAAAUUUCUUGAAACAUUAUCUGCCAAAUCACUCAAGGCAGGAAGGAAUGGUACAAUAAAUACUCCGCUUUUUAACAAAGCCGUGAAGGCUUAUGAAUAUAUCAGUCACUUAGUUGAUACCAAAAUUUGUAAAAUGGAGAAGCGGCGAUGCAGAUCUUGCACUCCAUUUCAAUUGUCGUGCCAUCCUGAUGGCGAUCACAAGUUAAUCAAAAGAAGACGCCUCAAUGAACGAGUUAAAAGGUCAUGGUACGGCGAUGCCAUAAUUAUGCGGGAUGAAGACUUUGAUGUCUUAAACAAAAAAAUCAACAGUUAUAAACCGCAAGGGAAAAAUACAAUAGGAGCUCAAAAAUGUGGAAACUCGCAGUUUGAGGCUGCCCGAGAAGUUUCGAAACGAUUUAAGGGGUUAGAGGUAACCGGCAACGUAAUGACGUCCUGUGGGCAUGGCGUAAUUCAGUGCUCAAUUGACAUGCACGAAGGGGAAACCUUCCGUCAUACCUUUGCAUCUCAUGUUAAAGUGCACUCACUGAAAAACCAAAAACAGCAUAAGAAUUUAAAUAUUACUGAAACCGAAAAGAACACUGAAGAUGAAUCUGCAAACACCGUUUUUUUUGGACAUAAAUUUUUUGUCAACGACGUCGUGUGUCAAUACUGGCCAUUCGCGAUCAAGAUGGGAGAGCUAUCAGAGGCCUACUCAUAUCUUACUUCUGAUAUGGUCCCUUUCCUCUCUCGGCUACACGGCCAAGCGCAUAGCUGGCCAUGCCAAAUCCUACAUUUUGGUCAUUGGAGAGAUGGAUCAGCUGGAACUUUAGGAGAAGAACAGGAACAAGUAUUUUCUACUUUUUCAAGCUAUAGUAAUUCAACAAAAACAAUGGGAGCAGCAAACAGACGAGAUUUUUUAACCGGAGCAAUGUUUUAUUGGAACGGCAGAAAAGAAAAAGGAAUUGCUCGUACUCUCACUAGACGAAUGCUGAUUGCUAUAUAUAGAGUUCAGUUUUAUCAUGAAAGACUGAACAAAUUACUAUCAGCGAAAAAAAUGAAAUUGUCUGAAUUACCUGUAAUUCAAGCUUCGUUGGAAGAAGAGGCCCGUGUUGCACGAGAGAAAGAGAAGAUCGUCAAAUUAAAGUGGGAUUACCUAUCGGAGUUAAAAAGUGAACUGGAACGAAUUCACUUCCAACACGUAACUUUGCACGACAGAAUUUCGAGUGUGGCAGUUUCUUGCAAAUGGCGAACUAAACUUAGAAGAAAGCAAACUUUAUUAAAAGCGAAAGCUGUUACAGUAAUGAACGACAUACACGACCUGGCUAACGUUAUGGUGACCGAGCAAAAUUUCUUGGAUGGCGUUUUUCCGUGGGAUUCUAACCAAAACGUUUCGUUCAAGGAUAACUUCAAAUUAGUUGAUUUGGAUGCUGUACAAACGAAACACAGAACAGAUUCUUCAAUGCAAACUAGAAAUGUCACAAUUCAUCACAACAAUCAGUGAAGAUAUUUUGUCGAUGCAACAUGAAAUAAGAAACUACAACUCGACGAAUGAAUUCUCUUUCUCUGUAAGCAACUGCCCAAUGAAUAUUUCUGUAUUUCAACAAUCUGAAAUAGUCAUCAAAAUGCAAGAAGUGAAACGUCUCGAAAUGUUAUUGUCAGACUCGCUCGCCUUAAAACAAUACUUUUAUGAAGAAAAUUUAGAUGAUGAUGAUUUGGUUUUCGAAGAUGGUUGUAUGGAUGAUUAUAUUGCUGAUGGUGAUGGUAUUGACAAAGAUGAUUUAUGUGAUGAAAUUGAAUGUUCUUCCGACGAUGAAUUUUAAAUACAUGAGAUGAUUCGUGUUUUGAUUGAA
This is a messenger RNA of Daphnia pulicaria, 3169 nucleotides long. RefSeq lists its product as uncharacterized. NCBI's taxonomy places the organism in Eukaryota, Metazoa, Arthropoda, Branchiopoda, Diplostraca, Daphniidae. The transcript is spliced from 16 exons. Bases 1144 to 2820 code for a protein of 558 amino acids. The record is from RefSeq and is a predicted model, not a curated record.